Molecule: messenger RNA, 1332 nt
Organism: Olea europaea var. sylvestris
Lineage: Eukaryota; Viridiplantae; Streptophyta; Magnoliopsida; Lamiales; Oleaceae
Exons: 2
Coding region: 211-1044 (277 amino acids)
Source: RefSeq, a predicted model, not a curated record
UGUUUAGGAAUGGGGUGUGGCCCGUGUGGGCCAUUACCACAUGAAUUUUUGCUGGAAAUCUGGGGGUCAUUGUUGUACAAAUUUGUGGUGGAUCUACCACAUGAAUUUUUGAUUGAUUCUGAGGGUCAUUGUUGUACGAAUUUGUGGUGGAUCUAAUAUCUUCGUGUUCUUCAUCAAAAAUCAGAAAUUCCCUAAUUAAGAUUUCAAUCAAUGGAUAGAAUCAGGAAUAUUAGCAAAUAUAUUUACGAUGAUGCAAUAUCACAUGGAUCCUUAGAAUCACGGCACCCAAUAGAAUCCUGCGCAUUCCAGUUGCAGAGCUGGAAACCUUUUCAGCUUCCCACUGGCAAAACCCUAGAAUCCGAUUCUGUUAAACCCUACUCCGGUGCCGGUUAUACUGGGCCGCAAGGUAAGCGACCCUGCCGCUCCGACCGAACUACGUCGUUUUCCAUUGGUGCCAUCCUUGAUAUGUCGAAGCUCAGCCUUUUUGACGAUGAUAGGCCACUUACGGCCGCUCAUAAGCGGUGGUUUGCUCGGAAGCGUCGCCGUAGGGGGUCGAGGUCUCUGUCGGGGAGAAGCAGCGAUCGGAGCGGGACUCGCCGGAGGUGCUGCUCGGUUGGGACAUCGAGGGCGUAUGGAACUGCUUCAGAUUACCCUAUGGUGGCGGGAGGGACGGAUUCGAGUGGAGAGCUGUUUGUGAACGGUGGAGGGGAUGCGAAUUGGGCAUCUGAUGUGAGUGAGGCAGCAAGGAAUCCGAGGAGAGAGAGGGAGAGCAAUGGGAGUGGCGAGAGGGAGAAUGUGAAUAGUGUGCAUGGCCAAUUAGGUCAGUUUGAUAACCAGGGAAACGAGUCUGGAUACGGGAGUGAGCCAGGGUAUCGGGGUGAUGUGGAGUUUGGAUAUGGCGAUGAAGUUGAUGAGGAAGAAGACGAUUCGAGGCUCUUGUUUUGGGGUGAAGAAUUUGAAGAAUCUGGUUCGAAAACGGAGAGGGUUAGUCAGAACUCAUUGCAGAAAGCCCAUCACCGGUGUCGGCGUAAGAAACAAAUUUGAGAAUGGUCGAUCCAUUAAGGGUUACAUUUUGUGAUUGUGGAGUCGUCGCUUUUUUCUUCUUUUGGUACAUCGGAAAGUAAAAAAGAAAAAGUAGCAGACACAUGAUGCAGAUUCUGGCUUUUGAUAAGCUCUUCCAGUUGGAUUCCAUGUACAUUAAAAGCAGAUAAAGGAUUUUCAUGCUGCAAAUUAGUAUUCUCCUAAAAACGCUUUCCCAAUUUGUAUUUGGAUUGAUUCUUGGGUAUGGAAAAAUGAUUUACGAGUUCUAAUGUAUAUUUUCUUCCGUGAUGA